Dama dama (fallow deer) is the source of this 546-nucleotide messenger RNA. It is a transcript of the gene ASCL3, whose product is annotated as achaete-scute family bHLH transcription factor 3. The record is from RefSeq and is a predicted model, not a curated record. Gene Ontology annotation, biological process: developmental process; regulation of transcription by RNA polymerase II. The transcript has a single exon. Lineage: Eukaryota; Metazoa; Chordata; Mammalia; Artiodactyla; Cervidae. Bases 1 to 546 code for a protein of 181 amino acids. Gene Ontology annotation, molecular function: RNA polymerase II transcription regulatory region sequence-specific DNA binding; DNA-binding transcription factor activity, RNA polymerase II-specific; protein dimerization activity.
AUGAUGGACAAUAGAAGCUACUCUAACAUGCCAGACAAACUGCCUGUCUUCAGUGAUUCCUCCCACUUUCCACUGACCAGGUCCUUCUAUCUGGACCCCAUGGUCACGUUCCACCUCUACCCAGAAGGCCCAGUGCCAUCCCCUUACUCGGAAAACUUGCCAUUGCUGCCUUUUUCCAGUGACUCCCUGAUUAUGGAAAAUUAUGGUGAACCCUGUGCCUUCUCCUUCCCAAUGCCUUAUCCAAAUUACAGAAGGUGUGACUAUGCCUACGGGCCAGCCUUUAUCCGGAAAAGGAAUGAGCGGGAAAGGCAGCGGGUGAAAUGUGUCAAUGAAGGCUAUGCCCAGCUCCGACAUCAUCUGCCAGAGGAAUACUUAGAGAAACGCCUCAGCAAAGUGGAAACCCUCAGAGCUGCCAUCAAGUACAUUAAUUACCUCCAGUCCCUGCUGUACCCUGAUGAGGCUGAGACCAAGAAUAAUCCCAGGAAAGGUUCCUCCAUAAUGGCAACCACCACCCGCCACUCGGACUCCAUUUUUAGAAUCAUUUGA